GGCUCGCACGCUCCAGCGCCGCGUCCCCCGGCCCGGCCCGGCCCCCCCCGAGCCUCUGAAGUGCGGGUGGGGGCGCGGGGGGAGCAGCCGCGCUGGCGGCCGGCCCAGCCCCGGCUUCCCCGCCUCUAUAUAAACACACAUUUGACUUUCUUUUUUACUCAAACUGAACAUUUGAGAGGGGCUUUGCCCGGCAGCCCUGCCUCCCUCUUCUUCUUCUUCUUCUUCUUCUUCUUCUUCUUCUUUUCGCUCAAAGUCUGUGAAACUCCGGGGCUAACAAAUAAGAUAUAUAUUUAUAGGGAGAUAUUUAUAUGUAUAGAGAGAGGGAGAGAUAGGGAUAUAAACCGAGCUGUCUCGCUCCGUGUGUGUAGAUACAUAUAUAUAGCUAUUUAAUUCUUCCAUCUCUCCAGGUCGUGGCUGAAUUAUUUUAAGAUUUUUUAACUUUUUUUUUUUUUUUUUUAAAAUCUCGCUCCUUUUUUUUUUUUUUUUUUUGUAAUUCUUUUUUCUUUCCUUUUUUUUUUUUUUUUCCCCUUCUGGUGUGUGUGGCUUUGCCUUGAAAAGCGAGCGGGAGCCAGAGCAUCUGCAUUUGGACUUUUUUGGGGUCUUUUUUUUUUUCUUCACUCCGGGGCUUUUCUUUCUUUCUUUUUUUUUUUUUUUCCUCCCUUUUUAAAUUUUUUUAUCAUUUUUUAAUUUUUCCCCCUCGACUCUUUUACCUCCUCACCCUCGCCCACCCCCUUUCUUUUUGGGGCGCCUCUCGCUUUUUUUUUUUCCCUCCUUAAUUUUCCCCUUCCCCCCCCCUCUUUUCGCGCAGCGUGGGGGUGUUUUUUUGCGUUUCGCUUUUUUUUUGUGUGCGUUGUUUAUUUUUUUUCCGCCUGUGUCACUCUGUCAAGUUUAUCCCAAACAAAGUUUUCAGAGAGCGAGAGCGAGGCGGAGGAGAAACGGCUUUUCGCCUUUUUUUUUUUAUUAUUUUUUUUUUUAUCCUUUUCAUUCUCCCCCCACUCUUUCCCCCUGUUGUUUUCCCAACCUGCCAGCGGAGAGAGGGGGGCGAGCCCGGCCCCCCUCGCCCCAAAGACCCCCCAGGCAGCUUUUAACGCGCGCUCCGCAAUCGCCCUUUUUUUUUUUUUUUUUAUUUUUUUUCCCGGGCGUGCGUGUCGUGUGUGUGGGUGCGAGUGUGGUGCCUGUCAAGGGGCUGUUUCUCUCCCCACCCUCCUCCUCCUCCUUCUUCCAAAUAUGCUUUUUGCAAGUUUUGAUCUCGUCUCGGCACUGGCUACCCUCGCCGCGUGCUUGGUGUCACUGACUUUGCUGCUGGCCGUGUCCCAACAGCUGUGGCAGCUCCGCUGGGCUGCCACCCGCGACAAAACCUGCAAGCUACCAAUCCCCAAAGGCUCCAUGGGAUUCCCUUUAAUCGGAGAAACCUUCCACUGGCUCCUGCAGGGCUCCUGCUUCCAAUCUUCCCGGCGGGAGAAGUACGGCAACGUCUUCAAGACGCACUUGCUGGGGCGGCCGCUGGUGCGGGUGACGGGGGCGGAGAACGUGCGGAAGAUCUUGAUGGGGGAGCACCACCUGGUGAGCACCGAGUGGCCCCGGAGCACCCGCAUGCUGCUGGGACCCAACACCGUGGCCAAUUCCAUCGGCGACAUCCACCGGCACAAGAGGAAGGUUUUCUCCAAAAUCUUCAGCCACGAGGCGCUGGAGAGUUACCUCCCCAAGAUCCAGCUGGUGAUCAAGGACACCCUCCGUGCCUGGAGCAGCAACCCCGAGCCCAUCAACGUGUACCACGAGGCGCAGAAGCUGACGUUCCGCAUGGCCAUCCGCGUCCUGCUGGGCUUCCGCAUCCCCGACGAGGAGCUCGGCCGCCUCUUCGAGGUCUACCAGCAGUUCGUGGAGAACGUCUUCUCCCUGCCCGUGGACCUGCCCUUCAGUGGCUACAGGAGGGGAAUCCGGGCACGGGAGACACUGCAGAAGGGGCUGGAAAAAGCCAUCCAGGAGAAACUGCAGAACACGCAGGGCAAGGACUACGCCGAUGCCUUGGACAUCCUGAUAGAGAGCGGGAAAGAGCACGGGAAGGAGUUGACCAUGCAGGAGCUGAAGGAUGGCACCCUGGAGCUGAUCUUCGCCGCCUACGCCACCACGGCCAGCGCCAGCACCUCCCUCAUCAUGCAGCUCCUCAAACACCCCCGAGUGCUGGAGAAGCUGCGGGAGGAGCUCAGGAGCAAAGGGAUCCUCCACAACGGCUGCAUCUGCGAGGGCUCCCUGCGGCUCGACAACAUCAGCAGCCUCCACUACCUGGACUGUGUCAUCAAGGAGGUGCUUCGGCUCUUCACCCCCAUCUCCGGCGGGUACCGGACGGUGCUGCAGACCUUCGAGCUGGAUGGUUUCCAGAUCCCCAAAGGCUGGAGUGUGAUGUACAGCAUCCGGGACACCCAUGACACCGCCCCGGUCUUCAAGGACGUGGACGUGUUCGACCCCGAGCGCUUCGAGCAGGGCCGGAGCGAAGACAAGGACGGCAGGUUCCACUACCUCCCCUUCGGAGGAGGAGUACGGACCUGUCUGGGGAAGCACCUGGCCAAGCUUUUCCUCAAGGCCCUGGCCAUCGAGCUGGCCAGCACCAGCCGCUUCGAGCUCGCCACCAGGACUUUCCCCAAAAUCACCCUGGUGCCCGUGGUCCACCCGGUUGACGGACUCAAGGUCAAGUUCUUCGGACUGGAUUCCAACCAGAACGAGAUCCUGGCGGGGACAGACGCCAUGCUGGGGGCCACCGUGUAACGCCCACGCCGCGGCGGCGCCAGGGACGGAGGGGCGGGGUGGGGGCGAGGGAUGGACAGGAGGGGAGGAGAGAAAGGGCUGAGGAGCUUCUCCACCACGCAGAGCCUCCGGAUCUCGGGACUUUUCCCCCCCCCUCUCCCCCCGGGUGAAGCUGCCGAAAGCCUUCUGCUCUUCCCGUGGAAGGGGCGCGGAGAAGGUGUUUUUUUCGGGGGAUGCCGUGGCGCGCCUCGGUUCGUCCGGAAAGGAGGGAGACCCGCGGAAAAACCCGAGUCGAGCUGGGAUGUCUGACCGUACACAGUAUCUAAAUAUUAUAAAUAUAUAUAUAUAAAUAUCUAUAAAACACUUCUGCUGCGAGGAGGAGCGCUGGCGAAGGCCCGACUGCGGGGAAGGCUUUGGAAAUCGGCCGAGGGUCGGAGGUCUGGUGUCCCGGGGCGGCUCCCGGCUGACCUCUGAUCUUCCUUUUAACAGUGUUAAAUUAGCUGGUGAUAACAGUGUUUCUUUGGUUUUAUUUUUUUUUUUGAGGUUUUUUUUUGUCCCUUUGUUUGGUUGUGUUGUUUGUUCCGGGGCGUUGGAGGCUUUCCUUGGUGAGGGGGAGACAAGAGGUGCCCGUUCCCAUCCCCUCUCCCGCUGGUGCCGGGGCAGGCUGGGAAGGGGCCGAGGGGGGAGCUGUUGUUUCAGACCGAAAAACCCUGUGGUGUCUUGUCCAGGGCUGGACAAGUCAUCCCUCUGAGGCCUUGGGCACAUUUGCAUUUUGCAAGAUGCGUUUUGGGGGGCUCUGGAUAAGGGGGGGAAUGUCCUUUUUUAUUUUUGGUUUUUUUUAAUCUCGUUGAGUUUCCUGCUGCUGCUACACGGCCUGUGUGCACCGUUCCCCCGGCACAGCCCCUCCCCAGCCGGGCAGAGCCACCUCUUUUGGGAGCAUCUUUGGUGUCUUUGCUCUCCCUGGAGGUGCAGGCACCACCCUCGGGGCUGCAGGGCCCCAACCACGGCUCCGAGAGCUCCGGGGUGCUGAGCAAAGCCAAGCUGCUCCUUUGGGUGCAUCCUCUUCCACAGGAGGCAUUGGCAUGGAAGAUGAUCCCUCUAAAUAAGCCAGCACACACUGCUUGUCUCGUGUCUGGGUUGUGGUUGGUGAUGGCAGAGCUCAGCAGGGAGGAGAGGGGCUCUGUGUCCGCCCCAUCCCACCACUAGCCCAGGAGGAGGGCCCUGCCCAAAGCUUCUGCGGCACAAGAGAGCGGCCACCGAGAGGUAUCUCAGCUUUGGGUUUAUUUGAGUUCCAUUUCUUGCAUGCCAGAGGUUUCUGGGUCAGGUUUGAGGUGGGUGGGUUGUGUUGAAGGGGAAGAAAAGCCCCCUGAGUGUCUCGGCGGGUGUUUGGUUCACACCAGAGCCAAGCACCGGGCUGGGAGAUCCCUCUUGGACUUGAGGCAGCUCUGUCCAGCCCCACUCCCAUCCCAUCCCAUCCCAUCCCAUCCCAUCCCAUCCCAUCCCAUCCCAUCCCUUCCCUCCGAGGUGGAAAGGACAACACAAGGACCGUGGCCGAGACCUCUCCUGGCCAUGACGGGAGGAGAUCUGGCCCUUGGGUGGGCAGCUUGGCUUUCAGCUCCAGAGGUGUCCAGAGAAGUCCGAGGGGUUGGGAUAAGGAAGGGGAAGGGGCAGGUGUGGGUUUGCCAGGUGGCUUUGCGGGUCGUGCCUCUUGGGAAGGUCGAAGGGAAGUGUGAAGGGAGCGCUGGGGAGGCUGCCCUUGCCAGCCCUUGGUGGGGGCCGGGAGGAGGGAGGCAGGUUUGGAGCCAAGGGAAGCACUUGAGGUCGGAUUUGCCGUCAGCCAAGCUGCCAAAUUCCACCCCCCUCCCAGGAGCAUCCCAGUGGAUCAUUUCCACACUCACCACGGGGUGCUCAGCUUGAUUUAACCCGAAAGAAACCCCCCAAUCUUCCAGGAGAUGCCAUUCCCAUCCAGACCUUGCCUUCGGGGUGGUGACACAGCCAACCCAAAAGGAAGGUCUCAGGAGCCUCUGCGUGCACCAAAUCCCUCAGGCAGAGGCUCGGCUGGUUUUUCCAGGCUGGAAAUUCGGAGUGGGACGCCACCAGCCGAGAUUUCAGGCGUUUCCUUGUCCCCGACGGAGAGAAAACUUUCCCGGUGAUAAAAGGAUGGCAGCCAAAAUCCCAAAGGGAUUAAACACAAACCUGAGCCCAGUGGGAAGGGGGGGAAUCUCCCAGGGACAAACAUUUCGGGAGAGGCGAUGGCAGUGGAGGUGUCCUUGGUCUUUGGGGACCAAGGAUGAGCUCUGGCAGGACCUGGGGACGAGGGAAGGAGGUGGAUGGUCCAGAGGGGGAAAACCCAUCACCGGGUGCUCUCCAGGAUCCCCCUUUUCCAUCUGAGACCCACGCUUGGGAUAGAGGAGGCCGGGAAAAGGGGAAAGCCUGAGAAAGGGAACAACAAGCUUAGAAGGUCUGGUUAAAGCUCCAGAGAACAAAACCUCUGGGGUAGAUUUUUCCAGAAGGGCUCGGUCCUGCUUGUUCUGGUGGGGAACCAGUGAAAGAGGUUUGGCUGAAAUUUUUCUUUUAACUUCCAAGGUCAUUACAAAGUGAAAACCAAACAUUGCUUUUGAGUGAGUGGUUGAUUGGAGAGAGGUAAUGUAAGAUGCAGACAUCCAUUAUAUAUAUAUUUACAUCAUGUGUAUAUAUAAUGUUUGUGUGGGUGAGUAUUUAAUCCGGGCAGAAGUUAAGUCAGGCUUUGUUUUUUUUCCAUUCCUAACUAAUAUAACUUGACUAAAAAAGAAAAAAAAAGAGAAAAAAAAAGAAAAAAAAAAAGUUGCUGCAGUGGGUUUGCAGAAUAAAGCACUUUGAAUCUCAGAAUUGUUUGUUUUUUGGUUGUUGUUUUUUUUUUUUUCUUAGCACAGUCCAAUUUGCUAUAAUAUUAUUUUAUACACAAAUUUGUUUUUUGGUUUUUUUUUUUGGUCUGUCUUUAUAAACUAUUAUAAGUACUAUUUUUGUUAUAAUUCAAAAUAGAUAUUUAGUACAAAGUUUUUGCUGUUAAAUAUUUGUUAUUUAGUAAAAUAUGAUUUUUUUUUUUCUCUUUAUUGUAAACGUUGUCCGGGGGAAAAAAAAAACCUAUUAAUAUGUUUUAUCGCAUUUGUUUUUAAUAUUAAGGGGAGGAAAAAAAAAAGAAAAAAGCACUUGUGGGGUUUUUCAUUAUGAAAUCGGUGCCGUGUGAACAUGUGUUUCAGUCAUGUGGUUUUUAAUAUGUAUAUAAUAUUAUGUGUUGCAUAUUAAAAUGAAUGUUGUGUAUUUUGUGAUCUUAAAAUAAAAGAAAAAAAAAAAAACAA
Messenger RNA from Pseudopipra pipra, 6080 nucleotides. RefSeq names its product cytochrome P450 26B1. The transcript is spliced from 6 exons. Gene Ontology annotation, molecular function: oxidoreductase activity, acting on paired donors, with incorporation or reduction of molecular oxygen; iron ion binding; monooxygenase activity. NCBI's taxonomy places the organism in Eukaryota, Metazoa, Chordata, Aves, Passeriformes, Pipridae. The coding region runs from base 1228 to 2763 and encodes 511 amino acids. Gene Ontology annotation, biological process: sterol metabolic process. The record is from RefSeq and is a predicted model, not a curated record.